Sus scrofa (pig) is the source of this 8856-nucleotide messenger RNA. It is a transcript of the gene NR2C2, whose product is annotated as nuclear receptor subfamily 2 group C member 2. The record is from RefSeq and is a predicted model, not a curated record. Lineage: Eukaryota; Metazoa; Chordata; Mammalia; Artiodactyla; Suidae. Gene Ontology annotation, biological process: regulation of DNA-templated transcription. Gene Ontology annotation, molecular function: zinc ion binding; sequence-specific DNA binding; DNA-binding transcription factor activity.
UAAGAGAAGCAAUUAUAUUUAUAUUUAAGCAAUUCCACAGAGUUUCUUGAUACACUUAAGCAUCAUCGUUUACUAGUUCACAUCUCCAAAAGGAGACACAUGGAAGAAAGAUUUGGAUCAUAUGUUCAAGAUUUGGGAGGCUUUUAACACUAUCUGAUACUCCCAGAAGCUGGUGUAUCCUCGGACCUUUCAAACCCCAAUUAAAUACUCUCUGUACCGAGUAGGGCACAAAGAAUUCAAUAUCCACCCAAGAAACCAUACACUUCCGAUCUACAGGCGCUCCGCUGUGUCACCGCUUCCUCAGUCCACAAACAGAGGCCUCGGCAGGGCGGACGCCGGGUGGAAGACCUUACGGUGAGAACACAGCCCCCACCUGGCCUCCAGCCGCCAGAGGAACCCGGGAGGGGCGGACUGGCCCCCGAAUAACGGAGCCCUGCGGUCCCGGCUUUUUAAAACGACCAACCACCCCUUUACCCCAACGACCGCGGCCUCCACCCUCCAUUCUGGCCCUGCGGCGGUGCAGGCGGCGGUACGGGCCGAGGCUCCGGCGAACAGCGCGGAGCCUGCGUCUUCCUCCGCCACCGCCGCCCGGCCGGACAGCCGUGGGGCCGGAUGGAGCAGCGCGGCCGCCGCGUUCCGGUGCGCGCGCGCGCCUCAGCCAAUCGCGUGCUCGCCCGCCCCCCGCGGCCGCGGCGAGGCCGGCGCUGGGAAGAGGAAGAAGAACAUUCGCCCUCCUCCUACCAGCGCGCGGGCGGCGGCGGCGGCGGCACCGGGGUCACGAACUCUGACCUUUCGCUGACAAAAACAAUAACAAACCCCCCCUUCCCCGCGACCCCGGCGGCGCCCCCGGGCCCGCCCCCGCCGCCCCGCUCCCACCUCGGCGUCUCGUCUCUCGCCCGCUGCCCCGCGAGCCCGCGGCCCCGGGCUCCCGCCAUCCGCCGACGCCGGGAAGCCGGCCUCCCCGCGUCCUGCCCUCCGCGCCGGGGGCCGCCCGCCGCAGACACGGGACCUGCUCCGAGGCCGCUUUGGCGCCAAAUCCUGAGGUUCUCUAAUGAUCUUGCUUCACCAUGGCUACAAAUAUGGAGGGGCUGGUUCAGCACAGAGUGGGGACCCAGCAGGUGGCUGAGGUACCACGUACACAGACUUCUCGGCCGGAAUCUCCAGGGAUGACCAGCCCCUCCCCGCGCAUCCAGAUAAUCUCCACAGACUCUGCGGUAGCCUCACCUCAGCGCAUUCAGAUCGUGACAGACCAGCAGACAGGACAGAAGAUCCAGAUAGUCACCGCAGUGGACGCCUCCGGAUCCCCCAAGCAGCAGUUCAUCCUGACCAGCCCAGAUGGAGCUGGAACUGGGAAGGUGAUCCUGGCUUCCCCGGAGACCUCCAGUGCCAAGCAGCUCAUAUUCACCACCUCAGACAACCUCGUCCCUGGCAGGAUCCAAAUCGUCACGGACUCUGCUUCUGUGGAACGUCUGCUGGGGAAGGCCGAUGUCCAGCGGCCCCAGGUGGUGGAGUACUGUGUGGUGUGCGGCGACAAAGCCUCAGGCCGUCACUAUGGGGCUGUUAGUUGCGAAGGUUGCAAAGGUUUCUUCAAAAGGAGCGUAAGGAAAAAUUUGACAUACAGCUGCCGGAGCAACCAAGACUGCAUCAUCAAUAAACACCAUCGGAACCGCUGUCAGUUUUGCCGGCUGAAAAAAUGCUUAGAGAUGGGCAUGAAAAUGGAAUCUGUGCAGAGUGAGCGGAAGCCUUUUGAUGUGCAGCGGGAGAAACCAAGCAAUUGUGCUGCUUCAACUGAGAAGAUCUAUAUCCGGAAGGACCUGAGAAGUCCUCUGAUAGCCACACCAACGUUUGUGGCAGACAAAGAUGGAGCAAGACAAACAGGUCUUCUUGAUCCAGGGAUGCUUGUGAACAUCCAGCAGCCUUUGAUCCGCGAGGAUGGUACGGUUCUCCUGGCCACGGAUUCCAAGGCUGAAACAAGCCAGGGAGCCCUGGGCACACUGGCAAAUGUAGUAACGUCCCUUGCCAACCUAAGUGAGUCGCUUAACAACGGUGACACUUCAGAAAUGCAGCCAGAGGACCAGUCUGCGAGUGAGAUUACUCGGGCAUUUGAUACCUUAGCUAAAGCACUUAACACCACAGACAGCUCCUCACCUCCAAGCCUGGCGGACGGGAUAGAUGGCAGUGGAGGGGGUAGCAUCCACGUCAUCAGCAGAGACCAGUCCACACCCAUCAUUGAGGUCGAAGGCCCCCUCCUUUCAGACACUCACGUCACAUUUAAGCUCACAAUGCCCAGCCCGAUGCCGGAGUACCUCAAUGUGCACUACAUCUGCGAGUCCGCGUCCCGCCUGCUCUUCCUGUCCAUGCAUUGGGCCAGGUCCAUCCCAGCCUUUCAGGCACUUGGGCAGGACUGCAACACCAGCCUGGUACGGGCCUGCUGGAACGAGCUCUUCACCCUCGGCCUGGCCCAGUGCGCCCAGGUCAUGAGCCUCUCCACCAUCCUGGCCGCCAUCGUCAACCACCUACAGAACAGCAUCCAGGAAGAUAAACUUUCUGGCGACCGGAUAAAGCAAGUCAUGGAGCACAUCUGGAAGCUUCAGGAAUUCUGUAACAGUAUGGCAAAGCUGGAUAUAGACGGCUAUGAGUAUGCAUACCUUAAAGCUAUAGUUCUCUUUAGCCCCGAUCAUCCGGGUUUGACCAGCACAAGUCAGAUUGAAAAAUUCCAAGAAAAGGCACAGAUGGAGUUGCAGGACUAUGUUCAGAAAACCUACUCAGAAGACACGUACCGAUUGGCCCGGAUUCUCGUCCGCCUGCCGGCACUCAGGCUCAUGAGCUCCAACAUAACAGAAGAACUUUUUUUUACUGGUCUCAUUGGCAAUGUUUCAAUAGACAGCAUAAUCCCCUACAUCCUCAAGAUGGAGACAGCAGAGUAUAACGGCCAGAUCACCGGGGCCAGCCUAUAGUGCACGCCACACACCUGCCGAGCAGCACAGGAUCCUCCCGGGACUGCUCAGAUACAAAGAAAAGAAAGUAGUGGUAUUUUGGUAUGUGCAAAUAUCUCCAGUACGUUAGCCAUUUCCUACCUGGUUUCUUCUUACUCGUUAAUCCCAGAUGAUAAUGACUAAGAGACUAGUAGGGUCCUUUCCUGCCAUAAGAGAUGUUUUAAUGCCUUUUGAUGAAGCAGCAGAUUUUGGAGCAAUCUUUUAACUCAAUUUGUAUUUAGAAAUUCUCAAAGGGCAAAAAACAAAAGCAAAGUUUUAUAAUGUCAGAGACUAGUAUUAAAGAAAACUAAAAGAACCUAAGAGAACAGUAUGUGUGUAUAUAUUAAAAAUGUCCUUGGAAUUAAUAGUAACUAAUUACCAGGGUAAUAAUAUUAGCACUUUCUAAGCACUUCUGAUCAAUGUGUAAUGUGAGCAACAUCUUGCCUGUCUGCAGGGCAAACAGAAAACUGUAUGUCUUUGCUGAAAUGCUGAUGAUUUCUGUGAAAAUGCAAUAGGGCACAGGAGACAAUCAUUUCUGUUGGAGGAAGGACAGCAUCCUUCCUGACUGUGCGCAUGCACUGCUGCUCGAGCUUGCUUCCUAGGAGGGGAGGCGAUGCCCUGGCCCGUGUGUGUGGGCGGUCGGGAGCACUAGUGGGCUCAUGACUGGGCCCCCGGCUUCCUCAGCCAGAGUGGAGGCUGGUUGGGUUCCCUGGCUCUGUCCUGGCCUCUGGUGGCCACUGCACGUCCCUCCCCACCCAGGGCUCUCUGCUGGUGACUGGUUUUCGGAGUAGGAAUAAACCAGUCAAACGUCAACUGCCAGUUCCUGUGGCGACGGGAGGAAUCCCCUAUCAUCUCUGCCACUCAGGGCUGAUGAGUGUUCUGGCCCAUAAGGUAGGCAUUCUGAGCCCUUGACAGGACUUUUCGACUACAGUGUGUGGCAGCUGGAAGAGGGUGAGGGCUCCCUUCUCAGCAGCUUCCAUCCCAAAUGCCCCCUUGAUAAGGGAAUUGGGAGGUGGGCUGUCCUGCGGGUCCCACAACCUGGUCAGGCAACAGGGCCAGUAGAGUGACAUUUCUCAGCAUCUGUUGGCAGGCUCUCAGUGGUCCUGGCACACUGUGCAUGUGGGCUCCUCUGCAUUGUGCCAGCUGACAAGCUCUGGCUCAUUUCAGAUGGAUGCAGAAACAGGCUACCUACUCCUUAAAAACCCUUAAUUCCAAAAGUUAUCUUCUUUCUCCUUAUAAGUUACAGCGACCAUUGUUUAUAAGGACAGAAUGCAGUCGUUCAAAGUUCUAACUAGAGAAAAGUGCUUAUCAGUUCCCAUAGAUGUGAACGAGCAGCAGACGCUUCUGUUUGGGAACGUGGCAGGGCUGGGUCAGGCACCUUGGUCUUCUGUGUAGCACAGAUUAAGGCUAAAUUUACAUCUCCUAAAUUUUUUGAUCAGAUGAUAUCCCCCAAAACCCCAGUGUACUCACUUCUCCAUCUCCAGAUCUCUGGUCUGUCUCCACCGUGUACAGCUGAAGAGAGCAGGAUGGGUGCCUAGCACACUGUGUGUUGGUGCUGGACCACCACAGCAUCAGGUAGAACAGGCCCCUUGAUUCUCAAGUUGUCAUUAGUGGGAAUUAAGUGGGAACAGCAUCUCCAACUGGAAAUUCCCUUUGGAUCUAAGUAUAUCAUUUAGAGUUCAUGCUGUGGGAGCAAACUGGGAAAUAGUGGGAGGGCCCAUUAUAAAAUGAAGGAUAGGAUUUAGUUUUGCCAGCUUAAAUUUUGGCUUUCUAACUUCAAAGUGAUUUAAAUUUCAAAAUUAAGACAAAAAACUGGCCAAGAGAAUGGCUAAGAUAGGUCUGUUUGAUUUCUGCUUGUGAAGGAUUUUUGCAGAGGGCAUUUUGAAGCAUGUGUAUGCAUCUUACAUAGCAAGCUGCCUCCUUCUCUGUUCUCUUCUGCUGUGAUGUAAGCGUGUCUGUUGUUCCUGCCGCAGCUCCCUGCACUGUCACAUCUUUCAGGUCUGGGUGCUGGGUGGUAGUGAAAAGAUGUGCAUGGGACAGCUCCCUGGUUCCCAGGGCAGGCCUGGGAGGCUUUGACAGCAGGUUGCCUUGGGUACUGGGUGAGACCUGGACCAAGGUCCUGUGGAGAUGUGUUGGGAGAUGGAAGGCACGUGGAUAUACACCCGUGUCCCUCUCCACAGGACAGCCCUGCGGAAAAGCUGCUUCCAACCCCGCUCCAACUCCUAGUACCUUCGCUGCCAAUGGCUGGUUCCAGCGGACCAUUUGGGCUUUGAACACUCCUCACUAGUUUCCCAGAUCCCCUGGCCUUACUCUGAAGUGGACUUUUCCUUAAAGAUCAGCCCCAUACCACCUGAAGUUUCGCCACCCCAACUAUCUCAAGCCUUUGACAGCAGGUCCAUUCAUUCCCUCAUCUGUCAGAUUGGUUUAGAGAAGUCCAAAGUUAAGAAUUAUUUAAGAUCAGAAGCAAAUAUUUGGGCUCUAAGGCUUGUUAGCAGUUUAUGAAACUCUGACUUAGUGACAUGAGACCAGACCUCUGCAUGAGUAAAAUAAGCCAGGAGUGGGAUUCUCGGCCUUGAACCCAUUCUGCUAGCCCAGUUGCUCCCCACUCAGUGAGGAGAGGUACGGGGGUGGAAGCAGAUGUACUCUGUCGUUUUUUGAUGAAACGGACUCUCUUCCAGCAGAAUUUCAGGUAAUGUUGGACAGUUAGGUGCUGACAUUUAUGGAGGUCCUUACACAUAAUCAUAAAACAGGAAUAGAUGUAGAAAAAGACCAAGUUACUCAAGCAAAUAUUUUCCAGUUUAUUCCUAGAAAGUAUUUUUAAGGAAGUAUGUUACCACCCUUCUGAUCUGAGGUGGGGGUGGGGUGGAGGGAGGGGAUUACAUUAUUUAUUAUCUAACCUCUGCCCUGAGGCUGUGGUUGGGAUCCUUUUGUUGUUUGGGUUUUUAUAUUUAAUUUCAGGUUUAGUCACUUGUAAGAUGUUAUGUAACUGCCCUCAAGAGGGAUUGUUUUCUAGCCUGUCAGCAUCAGUAUUACAUAUGGACUCUGUCCCAAGGUGAUGGCAGCGGACACGGCUACCAGUGGGCUCCCUGAUGGCUCUGGAGGCAGCACCCUCGCAGGGCACAGGGUUGUCACUACACUCCGUAUUUACUUGGCGCUUUGGCUUGUUUGGGGGGAGCCCGGCAGGGAGUGAAGAACUAGAAGGGCUCUCGCUAUAUUUAGUGCUUUUUAAACUCUGACCCUUUGGGGAGUCUCCCACAGCGCAGUCUUGCUCCCAGCUUCCCUCUGCCUGGCAGGCAGCCUGGGCUCGGGGUCCAGGUACCAGGGCCUGAUCAGAUUGGAGCCUGGAAGGGUGCUGCCCACUUGCCAGUGGAAGUGGCCUUAAGUGCAGUGGGGCUAUUAGGUGACAUUUCAGCUCCAGGUCACUGAAAAGAGGCAUCUUCGGACUCACCUUUACUUACGAGGGUGGUGCUCUUCAGAGCUUGGAAAGGUCUGAGAAGGCAGGGCAGAUGCCACGUCCUUCCUUGUUCCAAUUCUAUUCUCUGUAGAUUGUGGCUCUUUGAAGUUGUCCUAACCUUGGUGUAAAUUUGCAAAGCUAGCCCCUCAUCACGAUGGAGUGGGAUGGGUCUUUUGUACACAGGACCCUGGGCCUGCUCAUGUGUGCCUCCCACCAGCGUGUACUUACGUGUUUCCAGCCCUGGGGUCCUGUUGGCAUUGUGCGUGUACAGAUUUAUAUAGGCUUGUAUGACUGACUGAAUGUACAUGUGUUUAUACCUUCUGUAUGUGUACAGUGUAUAUAGCAUAUGUGUACAUAGGUGUAUAUUAUGUAUACAGACAUGUAGCCACAUAUCCAGACUUUCCUUGCGCUUUACAGAGAAUCUAUGAUAGAGUUGCUGCAGUAACUUGAUGGAGGUGUUCCAGGGUCCCUCAGCAGGAUGGAUGUGCUGAGAUUUCCUUAACUCCAUUCUCCUUUGAGUGCACCUGGCUGAGAAAGGCCAUCGGGUCAGAAUUUCCACUCUGCACCAGGGAAGGUUCCAGACAGGCUCUAGCAGAUGACAUUGCUCUCAAUUCUCGAGGUUCAGACAAGGGCCAGGAAGCCGGAGGACACCUUAUUCUAAUGUCCAAAACUAGGCAGGGAUCUUUAACCUAGUUGAUACACACCUAUUCAUGGAAGGAACAUGGUAGUUAGUGCUGUCAGCUUUCCCAGAUACUCCUGGCAGGGCACUCAGAGCAGCCAGUGUCACAGGGCCUGACUCCCAGUGUGGUGGAAAUGGCCACGCUUGCUCAAGACUCAGUCAGCAUAUGGUGAGCACUGCCCUGUGACCACCUCUCUAACACAGCCGGAAAAAAAAAAAACAAGUAUUCUUUAAAAAUAAGCAAGGAUGUUGAUGGCUUUUAUGGCAUAUAAAUUACAAUCAAAAUUCUCUAGCUAUAGCAUGUGAAUAAAAACUCACUGACCUUAUUCCUUUCUCUAAAUUAUGAUUUAAAAUUUUUAAAAUUUCAGAUAAAAACUGCAUUUGGGCAGAUGUGUGCCCUUAAAACUACAGAUGCCAAAUUUUCCUUGUCCAGGUCUAUUCUGAUGAAUUUUCCCCAUUAAUCGGGCUUUUAACUGAGACACGGCACUCGAGAGCCAGGGCCCUGCCCAGCAAUAGUUGCUCACGGACCUGGUAAGCAGGGGCUUGACUGGUGGGAAGGAAGGUUGAAAGCUGGCCUGCUGAAAGAAAUCACUGGAUAGCUGCAAAAACCUCACAUAAUCCACAGGUUCCUUCUUUUUUUUUUUUUUUUUUAAUAAGCUUAUUGAAACGUUUGAACACACUUCAUUGAGAUCACAGUACUCAGUGCCUUUGUGAGACGGGCCAUCCAGCCUUCAGCUCCCGUAGCUUUGCUGUGAAGAAAGCUCCUGCUACUUCACUGGCCUCAUCCCACAGUGACUGUUCCACCUUUCCCUGUCCUUGCCUGUCGUGACAAUCACCAUUGAAGGUGGCUCUCCAGUUACAGUACAAGUGGAAGCUUGACAGUCUCUAAAUGAAAUAUAAUCUAAGAAUAAUUAAACUGUGAGUUUUAAAAAAAAGUAUCUUGAAGGUGAGGAAUGGAUGAGAUGUUUUUAAUGCCCGGCUGUACUUUCAGUUAAGAAGCAAAUAAUUUUGAAAUGCUGGGGGGAAAAAGGCUCAGCAAUAUUUAUCAAUUGACAGACUGUGAUAAAGCUUAAAACUUGGUAACAUUUGGAAAUAGUAGACCUUACAUUAAAAAUAGCUUUUCUUUAGGAAAGUAUCAUCAGUUACCAUUUUAACAACCAGAGCACUCACGGACUCAAAUGCUGCUGCCACACACAACUCAAGUGCUGGAGUAUUUUUCUACAGUCUCUCCGUUCUUUCAGUUACCUUGUAAACCAGUGUUCAACUAGUUUUAUAACUGAAAGCUGCACAUUUUUCAUAGUACAUAGUUUUUACCUGUAGCUUGGACCUCUCUGUUAAAAUGUAGCUGCAUUACCAGCCCUUUUAAAUCUGUUAAAGGAAAACUCGAAUGUUAGAUUUUCUUGGGACCGUUUCUGUAACCGCUGCCCUUCACAAUAUAGAAAAUACUGUUUAUGCCAUUACAUUUUAAUUCCAGGUUUAAAAUCUGUUGAAAGCUGUAGCUUAAAAUCAGCUUUGUUCAUGUGAUGGCAUUUAAAAAAUAGCAUGUCCUUUUUAAAAACUGAUUUUUAUAUCUAAUCAAUGUCUUCAGUCUUGAAGAAGAAUUUGCAUUGUUGUGUUUGUAUAUAGAGUAUUGCAGUGCAUGAAUUCGCUUUAUGCAUUUUAUUAAAUGCUGUUUCAAUGUGGCAUUAUUGUUGUGGCUUAAUACUACUACCUAAAUGAGGUUUAUACUAUUAAAGUGAAUUAAAGAC